AUGGCAUUGAGUAGUAGGUGGAAAAUAUUGAAUAAAGAGUUAGGGAAAUGGAGAGAUGUGUUAGCAAAAGUUAGGGACAAUGUUCGAAGCAGUGAAAAUCUUGGCAAUGAGAUUAUGCAAGCACAUAUGUGGUUUGGUGCAAUUGGGCAAGGCAAAAAAUCUUUCAACCAUCAAGAAUGUUGGGAGCUGCUGGACCAGAAACUUGAAAACAGACAGAAAAGAAGGCUUAAGGAAGAAGGGUGUGGACUUUUGGGUUUGGCUGAUAACAACUAUUUUGUGCGCUCUGCAAAUCCCGUCCGUUGUUCAGGUUCUCAAAGCGCAACAUUCGCCUUAAAGACUGUAGCUUUUGCUAGCUUUUGCCCACCAAAACCCAACCAAAUGACCGAAGCUCCAAGCUUGGUAUCUCAUCGUCUUCUUCGGCUUUGCCUUUUCUCUCACCUUCACUCUGCAACAAGCUAA
Molecule: messenger RNA, 459 nt
Organism: Prunus armeniaca (apricot)
Lineage: Eukaryota; Viridiplantae; Streptophyta; Magnoliopsida; Rosales; Rosaceae
Source: the annotation of a GenBank genome assembly